Molecule: messenger RNA, 3916 nt
Organism: Sinocyclocheilus rhinocerous
Lineage: Eukaryota; Metazoa; Chordata; Actinopteri; Cypriniformes; Cyprinidae
Product: regulating synaptic membrane exocytosis protein 3-like
Exons: 6
Coding region: 1-756 (251 amino acids)
Biological process (GO): positive regulation of synaptic transmission; calcium ion-regulated exocytosis of neurotransmitter; regulation of membrane potential
Cellular component (GO): cytoskeleton of presynaptic active zone; presynaptic membrane
Molecular function (GO): transmembrane transporter binding; small GTPase binding
Source: RefSeq, a predicted model, not a curated record
AUGUCAGCUAAAUUCAGCAGCUGUAAACAGCUGGAAGUCACGCAGAAUGGUGGAACAAAGAAGCUGCGCAGCACCAUCCGGCGAAGCACAGAGACAGGCAUCGCAGUGGAGAUGAGGAACCGUGUCACACGGCAGGGCAGUAAGGACUCGACAGAUGGCAGCACCAACAGCAACAGCUCUGAUGGGACCUUCAUCUUCUCCACCACUCGCCUUGGCCCUGAGAGCCAGUUCAGUGACUUCCUGGACGGUCUUGGUCCCGCUCAGAUAGUGGGGCGGCAGACAUUAGCCACACCGCCAAUGGGUGAUGUUUACAUCGGUGUGGUGGAUAGAGGGGGUCAGUUAGAGGUCGAGAUCACGCAGGCCCGAGGUCUGACCCCUAAACCAGGCUCAAAGAACAUUCAAGCAACAUAUGUAAAGGUUUAUGUCCUGGAGAAUGGAAUGUGUCUCGCUAAGAAGAAAACCAAAGUGGUGAAGAAAACCCUGGAUCCAACCUUCCAGCAAUCCCUGAUGUUUGACGAGAGCCCGCAGGGGAAAAUGCUGCAGGUGAUCGUGUGGGGCGAUUACGGCCGCAUGGACAGCAAGUGUUUCAUGGGAAUGGCUCAGAUCCUCCUGGAUGAUCUGGAUCUGACGUCGAUGGUGGGCGGCUGGUACAAGCUCUUCCCCACCUCCUCUCUGGCGGACCCCAGCAUCGGCCCCCUGACGCGCCGACUCUCCCAGUCCUCGCUCGAGAGCGCCACCAGCCCCUCUUGCACCUAGAAACAUCCACGUCCCCUUCUAAAUAUGCCCGUCUUCUCUAUCUCUACGUGUGUAUCUUUGUUCAAUAUACCCCGUCACUGACCCCAAACGCAUGAACACACACCCUGAUAGAUACAGCCAACUCGCCCGGGGCUGGAACGCUCCUCUUUACCGAUACAGAUAUUAAGAGUUGGAUACAAAUCAGGCGUGACACACAUAACACACACACAUACACACACACCCUCGCAGAUGGAUAUGGGUGUAACCAGCAACAUGCAGUCAUAGGGUUGUGAAAAAGCAGUCACGGCUGGUUACAUACAGAUCCAUUGUCUGCAGGUCAACCAAUAGGGGCAUUUAAUAAACCCGCCGAGAAAUAUUCCUGACAAUGUAGCAUUCGUGUUGACGUCACGUCACACAGGAAGCAGAAUGGGUAGUUUCUAGUAGUUUCCAGACCCUCGAGGGUCAGUCAUUUCUCUAUGCCAAACCCGAACAAAGUUUUAUUUUUUAAAAACCAAAGCAAUUCUUAUUAUCUGUAGUGUUAUAUUAUAGAGUAUGGAUAUGUAGCAGAGUCAGUGACUUAGAUGAGAUGCAAAAAACAAAGACGUGUUAGAAAAACUCAUAAGGUGCGGUCACGUUAGCGAAAUUUUGUUCGCAAAGGAAUCCAUUUUCAGUUGUCGAUAGUGUAGCGACGUAUUAAGUCACUUUCAUACCAAGCAACUUUUGGCGUGGCAAUUUCGCAUGACCAACUUGAAGACGAACGAAACCUGCAUCGCGACUUUUUCGCUCCUUGCGCGAAAUGGAUUCCUAUAGAAAUGACUGGAAUUCGCCUGUAAAAUUUCAGUAAAUGUGAUCAUACCUACAUUCACAAUUAAACUUUUAAAGGGCAGGGCUUUACUCCACAUGUCAGGUUAUUUAUUAGAAAUGCACACGAUUCCUGUCGCAUAAAGUAGCGUAUUCUUUUUUUCCUUUUCGGAGAGCUGAAUAAAUAAAUAUAUAGAUCGCUAUUUGUGUUUAUGUAUUUAUCGACUGAAUUCUGCACGUUAACUCGCAACCCUUGUUGAGCAAAAUAUGUAAAGUGCUAUUUUAAGCUUGCCUUUAAAAUUACGUAGACUUAUAGACGGUAGGUUAUUUAUUUUGCUAAUGUUUCAAUCUCACUUUUUGUCUGAACAACACCAUCUGCACCGAGCUGCAGACGUAGUCGAGGGAAUCGAACCCUCCCUCCUGUUAAACCAGCAACCCUCAUACACAGCUGCAUUGUGGGAUACACCGAACGGUGUCCGCUGGCAAGCAAGAAAACUUUUCUUGUAGCAAGUAGCGAAGCUUUCUGGGAAGUUGGAGCCGCAUUAGACUUUACCGCCUCAAGUAGUUUUGGGUUUCUUUCUACCAGCAUUUGGAACUGUUAAAGGCCUUUCCCAUUCCCUGUUACUCUCAGGAGGUCAUGCUGAACAAAAACACACACACACACAACAAUAUGAGGACUGGUGAUGGGGUCGCGCUCUCUCAACAGGAUCUUGAAGUCCAAAACGAAUGGUAUUCUAUAAACUCCUGGACACUUUUUUUUUUGGUCUUUCGAACCAUUGUGACUAUUCCUGUCCAAUCAGCAGUCUUCUUUAGCUUCGUCUCUGAAGCUGAGUGGCUCUAGACGGUUUCUUCAGUCGAUCUUCGGUGUUAUGGAGACUUGUGGAAGGAAAGCAGCACUGUAGGUAAAAAACGAAGUACUCUUGUCAGCCUCCUAGAUUUGUUUUCAUAGCUUCUCUAAAUAUAUCAGAGCCGGAGAAGGUACCAUACAUAUCAUAGUAUCUGUGUACCAGUUUAUUCAUGUCAAAUCAGUCACAUAUUUCUGCAGAGGUGAUGGCAUUUGUGACACUAUCGGUAAGAACCAGAACAUUAUUCAUUUCUAAAUUCCCAUAUGGAUCAUUUGCCAAAUCAUUAAAGACGUUUGUAUAAUUCAAUCUGUUUAAACUCUCUUUGAUGGAAGCACACAAACUCUAUUGUAGAUGGAUCUGCUUUUAAAGGCGGAUUAUGAGACCGUCAGCAAACCGUUUCAUCUGAUUUAUCAUUUUGAAUCGCAUCAGCGUUUGAAGUAUUUUAGUGUUGUGUUUUGUACAUGCUGUUUUUUUUUUCUAUCUGCCAAUGUCACUGCUACACUGGUCAAGAUGUACAGCACAAAAUGUCACCAUUUAUCUGGAUGUUCAUAAGAAAGUGUGCCUCACAUUCCAUACUUUCAAAAUCUCUUGUUUUUAUUAUCCUAGGCCAUUCCAUCAAUGCACUUUACAGUACAUGCACACGUUUCAAUGCAUUUGGUAAGAUGUAGAUACUAUAAAACACUUAAUUUUCGUAAUGAAUGGUCAUGUUCAUAUAGAGAUUUAUCUUUAAAUCCUGAGAAACGUUUAGUCGUUGCUUGUGUCUUUAUUUAUCUUUUCUCUGUUCAUUUAGAUGUUUUGCUUCACAAAGAAUCUUUAAGGACAAUUUCAAAAACGGCUGAAUCAGAAGACACGCUGUGCACACUAUAUAUAUAGUUGCAUUUUAAUUGUUUCUGUAAGGCCAAAAGUAUAAGUUGGACCAAAAAAUGGGACUUUACACUUUCUUACUUUCAUCCGAAACUGCAAAAUAUGUAUUUUACCCAUGCCAGAUUUAACAUAUUUACAAUAUCUUACUUUUCAGCCCGUCGUUGUUGUUCAAGCUCGGAGGUUUUACCUUUAAACAUACAAAAAGAGUUUCUGCUAUCUUUCACAUACAUGUCUUGCUUCUUUUGUAUUUGCACAAGUUUGAUUGUGUUGCACCUUUGUCUUUUUCACUAACAGACAAAUGUCUGUACAUUAAAUUAGGAACAAAAAAUUACUUCUUAAUUCUAAUUUAAGACGAAAUUAUAUUACAGUACUGAAAACAAAUUGUAUUUGCAGCUGAAUGUUUGUCCUUGGUAAACACAUAUGAAAUUACUAUUAGAUAUUGAUAUUUUUUCUAUGUGAUUUUACGUACUUGGAAAUUUGGGAUAAUAUACGUGUCCCUUUACUGUACAAUGAAGUAGUUACAAAAUCUUACUGGUCUUGCAUUUUUGCAAAAUGAAAAGAGUCUGAAUGCAUGAAUAUUUGUACUGUACUGCUCUAUUUUUCCAGGUGUAGUGGAUGGAUGUAGAUUGUUGCAGUCCAUAGCUAAACCAAAUGCAACAUUAACAAAAAAA